Salvelinus fontinalis (brook trout) is the source of this 2888-nucleotide messenger RNA. RefSeq names its product zinc finger protein 180-like. The coding region runs from base 509 to 1204 and encodes 231 amino acids. The record is from RefSeq and is a predicted model, not a curated record. Gene Ontology annotation, biological process: regulation of transcription by RNA polymerase II. The transcript has 2 exons. Gene Ontology annotation, molecular function: RNA polymerase II cis-regulatory region sequence-specific DNA binding; DNA-binding transcription factor activity, RNA polymerase II-specific. Lineage: Eukaryota; Metazoa; Chordata; Actinopteri; Salmoniformes; Salmonidae.
GGGACGCUUCUUCAACAACAACAGCUCGUCAGACACCUCGGUAGCUUUCUAGCAAACAUAGCUACAACAUUCACAGCUUUACACUGUUUUGGUGUAUAUUAGUCGCUGUGUAUUAAACACACUUCUGUCGUAUGUACUUGUUAGCCCAUUUAAUUAUAUAUUCACGUUGUUUGUCAGCUAGCUGGUUUGCUAAGUUAGCUUAGAACUAAGCUAGUCGCUAAUGCUAGCUAGCUAACAUCUCCGACCAUGAGUUCACUAAGCUACUCUCCUCCUACUAAAGAAGAGGCCUGCUGGAUGGAGAAAGAAGCUCUCGUUAAAGAGGAAGAGAAAGAUGUUACAAUACAAAAACAAGUAGAGACUGUUACCGUGAAAGAAGAAGAGAAAGACGUUACAGUGAAAGAAGAGGAAGACGCGUUCAGAGUGAAAGAGGAGGAGAAUGUUACAAUAAAAGAAGAGGAGGAAGAGAAAGAGGAGAGAGGUUUUUGGAGUGAAAGAGGAGGCAGGGGAGAUGACUGUCACAUUGAAAAAGGAGGUGGAAGAAGAGGAGGUUGGAGAUCUGUUUAACACCAGAGAGAUACUUCACUAUUGUGGAUCAUCUGGGGAGCCUCAACAAUUUCAAGAUGCUGAAGAGGCAGAGAAGAGUCUCUCCAGAUCAGAACACCUCAAUAAACACCAGCGGAGACCCACAGGGAGGAGAACUCACUGCCGCUCUGACUGUGGGAAGAGAUUCACCUCAUCAGGCAUUAAAAUUCAUCAGAGAACACACACAGGAGAGAAACCUUAUAGCUGUGAUCAAUGUGGGAAGAGUUUUGGUCGAUCUAGCCAUCUGACUCAACACCAGAGAAUACACACAGGAGAUAAAUCUUAUAGCUGUGGUCAAUGUGGGAAGAGUUUUGGUCAAUCUUGCCAUCUGACUAGACACAAGAGAACACACACAGGAGAGAAACCUUAUAGCUGUGAUCAAUGUGGGAAGAGUUUUCGUCAAGCUGGAGAUCUGACAGUGCACCAGAGAACACACACAGGAGAGAAACCUUAUAGCUGUGGUCAAUGUGGGAAGAGUUUUGGUCAUUCUGCCAAUCUGGUAUCACACCAGAGAACACACACAGGAGAGAAAGCUCAUACCUGUGAUCAAUGUGACAAGAGAUACUCUGUUAAAAGACAUCUGAUCAAACAUCAGAAAAUACAUGAAGCAGUUGUUUCAUGAUAUCAAUGAAUUAAUGUCACAAUGUAGAAUGUUUUUAACAAUGUAGAAGGAGUAUUUUAAGGAAUUACACAAUAUAGAACCCUAAACGUUUGCCCCAUUCAAUUGAUUUCAGCCUUAGUAAAAAUCCAGGCUCUUGAAAGAGUACUAUUUAUGUGAUUUAACAAAAAAGUGACUAACACAAAAAGAGCUGUGUUACACUUACCAUGUUGGUGAACCAUUUGAAUCAAAAUGCAACACUUCAAAAUGUGGCGAGCGAUCUGUUUCCUACAAAUUGUCCUCUAUCCAGGGAUGUACACAUUACUCCCACAUUCCGUGUGGUUUUUGAGCUGUUAGUUUUAACAGGAUGUGCAACCUCAUCUCCCUCCUGUCACACAAUUGAUUUCAACAUGAUAUCGUUGAGUGAUGACAAAUAAGUGUUGCGUUCCUUUGUUUUGCAACCCCUAAAUUUAAAUGCAUCACUCCAAAAUGUAGCUGACUGUCUUCUGCAGGUUGUCCUCUAACCAGUGAGCUAAAAGAUAUCUCCCAUUUCCAUGUGUUUUUUGUUGUUGUUAGUUUCAACAGCACGAACAACCUGAUUUCCCCCCUAAUCGAUAUCAGUGAUUUUUUGCUACUUGUCAAAACAACAGCGUUUCUGGUGCUUGUGCAGUUUAUAAGGAGCUUGUUUAUAUAAAUACAAGUAAUAUGAUUAUUGUGGCAGAUGUUUGUGUAUUUAGCACAUUUUACGUUUAGGUUUUCAAUUUAUCACAAACUGUUUCUGCAUUUGGACUAUUGAUUUGGACACGUUUAAACUGUGACAUUGGGGAUAUCCCACCAAGCAAACUGUCGACAUUGGGGAUAUCCCACCUAGCAAAAUGUCAUUGAAAAUCAGACUAUGCCCGACGUACAAUAUAAGUUUGGUUUUAGUUGAAAGUUGAAAAUAUAUAUUUUUUUAAAUUUCAACAUACUUGCAGCCUAUACACAUGGACGCUGUAUAAUAAAUAGGUCUAUAAUCAAUUUUAUUAACAAUCCUAAUAAAUUGAGUCAUAAAUAUAAAAUAUAUUUGUUGUCUGUUGUGUUACAGACUUUGGUUUUUCCAUUUAUGUUUUGAGGUCGGACUUUAGAACGUCGGAAUUUAGGAUGUCUAGCUCAUUAGCUCGUAGGACGCACUGAUUGGUGUCACCGCGUUAGUCACUAUGUGUUACACUUGUGCUGGCUUGUCCAUCUCGUUAGUGGGAAGGUGUUUCACCUGAGCUGGUCCAGGUUCUAUUUAAGAGUGUCUGGCCCAGUGCUCCAGUGGUCUUGAUAGAUGUGGAGAGUCAACACCUUUAGUUGCUCCACCUUUUUGGUUUGCUUCCUGUCUGUGAGUUUUUCUUUUGUUUGCCUCUUCUUUGGCAAAUUUAGUGGGUCUCAUGGUGGGUGUCUUUUAGGUCCCAGUUGUUGUUACUAGUCAAUUUUCAUUGGACACCCCCCAUAGUGUCUUUCAGAACCCCUCCUAAAAAACAAGCUAAUAUUUUUGGUUGAAUAUUUUAACAUUUUAAUCAAUGGCAUUUCCUUAGGAUGCUCAUUAGUCUUUAAGUUGUAUUUUUAUCCUCUUAUGUUUGUGUACUAAAUAUAUCUGUUUAUUUUCAUAGGUUUUUCCUGUGAAGCCAUUGUGUUGCAUCCAUGUCUGAAAUGUGCUGUAUAAAUAAAGCUUGAUUUGAACAUA